CACCCGCGCCCUCGGCGCCGCAGCAUCAGCGCCGCAGAGCCGAGCCCGAGCCGCCGCCCGCAGGAUGGCUGCAGCGCCUCCGAGCUGCUGUUUGGUGGCCUUCCCGCCUCGUGCUAAGGACGGUCUGGUGGUGUUCGGGAAAAACUCCGCUCGGCCCAGGGAUGAAGUGCAAGAGGUCGUGUAUUUCCCGGCUGCCGAUCACGAACCCGAGAGCAAGGUGGAGUGUACUUACAUUUCCGUCGACCAAGUUCCCAAGACUCAUGCCAUUGUGAUCAGCAGACCUGCCUGGCUUUGGGGGGCAGAAAUGGGAGCCAAUGAACAUGGAGUGUGCAUAGCCAACGAAGCGGUCAAUGCCAGGGAACCGGCCGCCGAGACGGAAGCCUUGCUGGGGAUGGAUCUGGUCAGGCUUGGUUUAGAAAGAGGGUCAACAGCCAAGGAAGCCCUAGAUGUCAUCGUCGCCUUGUUGGAAGAACACGGGCAAGGUGGGAAUUAUUAUGAAGAUGCAGGCUCCUGCCACAGCUUCCAGAGUGCUUAUCUGAUUGUGGAUCGUGAGGAGGCCUGGGUGCUCGAGACCGUAGGGAAGUACUGGGCUGCUGAGAAAGUCACAGAGGGCGUCAGGUGCAUCUGCAAUCAGCUCUCACUCACCACCAAGAUCGAUGCAGAGCAUCCCGAGCUCAGGAGUUAUGCUCAGAGUCAAGGCUGGUGGACAGGAGAGGACGAGUUCAAUUUCUCUGAAGUUUUUUCUCCAACUGAUGACCAUCUACACUGCUGUGCAGGCAAAGACAGCUUAGAAAAGCAAGAAGAAGGAAUCACUGUGCAGACUAUGAUUGACAUCUUACGGGACAAAGCCAGUGGCGUCUGCAUAGACUCCGAGUCGUUCCUGACCACAGCCAGCAUGGUGUCUGUCCUGCCCCAGAGCAGAGGUUCACCGUGCAUCCACUACUUCACCGGGACCCCAGAUCCCUCCAGGUCCAUCUUCAAGCCUUUCAUCUUUGUGGACGAUGUAAAACUUGUCCCCAAAGCACAGUCUCCCUGUUUCGGGGAUGACGACCCUGCCAGAAGGGAGCCCCGGUUCCAGGAGAAACCAGACCGUCGGCACGAACUGUACAAGGCCCACGAGUGGGCACGCGCUGUCAUCGCCAGCGGCCAGGAGCAGGGCCGCAGGCUGCGGAGGACCAUGCUGGAGCUGGAGAAGCAAGGCCUGGAGGCCAUGGAAGAAAUCCUGGCCGGCCCCGCGCCCCCGGACCCCGCCGAGGUGGCCGACCUUUUCUAUGACUGUGUGGACACGGAGAUCAAGUUCUUUAAGUGAAGCGGCCCGCCCUCCCCCUCGUAUUUAAAGUUUCCCACCGACUAACUUACCAGCAAAACCACCGCUCUCCCGGGCGAGAAAGACGAGAGGCCGUCCGUGGCGGCUGGCGGUCCCUUUUCCGAAGCCAGACCGGACGGACACUU
Molecule: messenger RNA, 1452 nt
Organism: Myotis lucifugus (little brown bat)
Lineage: Eukaryota; Metazoa; Chordata; Mammalia; Chiroptera; Vespertilionidae
Gene: SCRN1
Product: secernin 1
Exons: 8
Coding region: 65-1309 (414 amino acids)
Biological process (GO): proteolysis
Molecular function (GO): dipeptidase activity; cysteine-type exopeptidase activity
Source: RefSeq, a predicted model, not a curated record